UUUCUUCAUCCGCUGGAGCCGCGACUGCAACGAUCGGACGGCCUGCACCCGAUUCUUUUUUUACUCCGAGCCCGGCCUUGAUUGCGUCCUCCACCACCGCUGGCCUUUAUCCCCAGGGAGGAGCCGGUGAGGAGCACACGACCCCUGGUCGUGAUGAUUGGGACCGCGACGAGGGGCUGAGCGACCGGUCGCGGUCUCGUUCGAUCACCCCGCCCCCAAAUUUUAUGCACGGAACUGCCACCUCCACCUGGGGCGCCAUUCCGGCGGGGCCGCUAGCGCAGACGCAGCACACCAUGCGGCAAGCCGUCAACGGCUACCACGCUCGGGAGCAACAGGAGCGGGCGGCGGGAAGGCAGCAGCAGCAAGGGCAAGCCGCAGUUGUAGCUGCUCCCGCACAACAAGCAGAUGAACUACCCCCUCGCGGCCAACUUCAGAGUACGGCUGUGCCAGACGCAGAAGGGGUGUCGAAUGUAGUGCAAGAACCCACGACUGCAAUUUCUGGUGCUGUCGCAGGGCGAGAAAAUACGAGCAUAGGAGGAGUCGUGCAACAAGAAGGAGCUGCCGCUCGUCCCUCUGCACAGCUGCCAGGUAUUAUACCUGGCGCACAGGAGCAAGAGCACGCAGAAGUUUCAUUCAACAGAAGUGCUAGUGUACCGACUUCAACCCCAGCUAGCAGUGGCAGUGGUCCGCCAGGUCGUGGUACUAGUGGUAGCCAUAAUUCUAGUAACCCAAUAAAUCCUGCAACAGUAGUUCCUGCUGGUGUCCCUCCUCCUGCCACCGCGGCCGUUCUUAACCCAGCAGCAUCUUCCCCAGCCGUUAUCAACCCAGCAGGUGGUCAGCAGCCGAGGAGGAGGACGGUCUCGUUUGGGCAAGGACCUCGAGAAAACGUGGAAACUAUUCAGAUCGAGGCGGUGGGAGAGACAAUGCGGGACUACGGCCGGUACCUGCAGCAGCGGCAGUCCACCUCGGGGCAGUAA
Amoebophrya sp. A120 is the source of this 977-nucleotide messenger RNA. NCBI's taxonomy places the organism in Eukaryota, Dinophyceae, Syndiniales, Amoebophryaceae. The record is from the annotation of a GenBank genome assembly.